UUCUAAAACAAACAAAGUUUAGAGUUGUAAGAAAGGCAGCAAAGAAUGCUUGGAAAUCUCAAGAAGCUCCUCACAGCAAAGAAGUUGAGAUCUCUGUGUUUUCCUUACGCUUCCCCUUCACUCUCUCUCUCUCUCUCUCUCUCUCUCUCUCAUAGUUGAAGAAUCAUCGUCGUCACUAGCAGUUUAUCUGUGUUUUUCAGCUAAUUUCAAUUCGUUAUCAAUCGGUAGCAUUUGAAUAUUCAUAUUCCUGUUGUGUAGUCUGAGAACUAACUGUCUUUUUGUUUUUGCUUUGUUAGAAAAUAUAUGUUUAGUAAUAGUAUUCAUGACUAAGUAAGUUGUUCUUACCCAUUCCUGAUUUUGAGUUUUCCAUUGACAAUCAAUUUAUGAUUUAAUUUUUAUGGCUGUUGAGAGAAUAGAGUGUUCCUAGAAGUUUGAAUUUGCACAUGACACUGAUAGCUGAACUAAUAAUCCAUGUCUUAUGAAUUUCCAUUUAUUAGUUUCUUUCCAAUGUAUUUGAGAACCAGAUGAAAUAACCUUACACAUUCUGAAAACUAGAGAUUGGGUUUUUGGAUUUGGAAACUCUGCAGGGGUAGUAGAGGUCAACAGAGUUUUGCCCACUAAUUAAUCUAGAUAUGGGUCAUGAAUUACGACAUUUAUGCCCGGUGGAAGCCAGGAGACUUGUGUGGCUAAUUGGGAUGAUGUUCGCCGUCGUUCUAAUAGUGCAGCACUUUGAAUUUCCAUAUAACAGUGUGUUAGUGUCUAUAUAUUCUUUCAGAAAGCCCCAAGUAUUGGGAAAUGGAACCUUCUCAACCGGAAAUUCAUCUGCUAACCCCAAAAUAUUUGGUAAUAUGAAAUCUUUUAAUGGGUCAAACUCUACUGAAACAGAUACUUGUCUUAGUGUUGUUAACAUGACCAAGAAUGAUUCUAUAGAGCUUAGCCACAAUUCAACAGUGGACAUAGCAAUUACAGAUAAUUCUUCUUUAGGCAUUGCCACUCCAGCAACCCCUUCAAUUGCUUUACCACCAACAAUUUCAUCACCCAACUUAGACACUCAAACAAAUGUGGAUACGAAUUCACAAAGUCCCAUGAUGUCUGUUUAUCCCAACACAUCUUCAGUGGAAAAAGACAUAGGCAAUACACUUCCCAGGGAUGAAAAAUCUGGGGAAUUGCAAAUUGAUAAUAGUUCUUCCAAGACUAUUGUUCCAGCUGUGAAUGAAACGUCCGAGAGGCCAACAACAACAGUGGUAUCAAUAUCUGAGAUGAAUGAUUUGUUGCUUCAGAGUCAGGCUUCAUCUUUGUCAAUGAAACCGCGAUGGUCUUCUGCAGUUGACCAGGAAUUACUGAAUGCAAAACUACAGAUUGAAAAUGAACAUGUCAUCGAAAAUGAUACUGCACUUUAUGCUCCCCUCUAUCGGAAUGUUACCAUGUUUAAAAAGAGUUAUGAGUUAAUGGAACAGAUGCUCAAGGUUUACGUCUACAAGGAGGGAGAGAGACCCAUUUUCCAUGAGCCAGUGCUCAAGGGAAUAUACGGUGCUGAGGGUUGGUUCAUGAAGCAGUUGCAAGCAAGCAAACAAUUUGUUACUACAAACCCAACAAAAGCCCACCUAUUUUAUCUACCUUUCAGUUCUCGAAUGCUUGAGGUGACCUUAUACGAACCUAAUUCUGACAGUUACGAGAACCUGGUUCAGUAUCUGAAGAACUACCUCGACGUGAUUGUGGCAAGAUACAAUUUCUGGAACAGAACUGAUGGAGCUGAUCAUUUUCUUGUUGCUUGCCAUGACUGGGCUCCAUAUGAAACCAAGCAACAUAUGGCUCAUUGCAUAAGAGCUCUUUGCAAUUCUAAUGUCAAAGAAGGCUUCAAAUUUGGCAAGGAUGUGUCUCUUCCAGCAUCUAACGUGCGCUCAUCUCAAAAUCCCCUGAAAGAACUUGGAGGCCAUCCUCCUCCCCAACGACAAAUCCUUGCUUUCUUUGCUGGAAGGAUGCAUGGUUAUCUCCGUCCUAUUUUGUUGCAGUAUUGGAACAAAGAUCCUGACAUGAAAAUUGUUGGUCGAAUGCGCAGAGUGAAGGGUCAAAUGAACUAUGUCCAAUACAUGAAGAGUAGCAAGUACUGCAUAUGUCCUAAAGGUUAUGAAGUCAGCAGUCCCCGAGUGGUGGAAUCCAUCUUCUAUGAGUGUGUUCCAGUGAUUAUAUCUGAUAAUUUUGUACCCCCUUUGUUUGAGAUUUUGAACUGGGAAUCCUUUGCUGUUUUUGUCCCAGAGAAGGAAAUCCCAAAUUUGAAGAAUAUACUCCUCUCAAUCCCAGAGAAGAGGUAUCUUGAGAUGCAUCAGAGUGUUAAGAAGGUACAACAACAUUUUCUUUGGCAUACCAGGCCUGUGAAUUAUGAUAUCUUUCAUAUGAUUCUUCACUCAAUAUGGCACAAUCGAGUUUUUCGAAUAAGACCCAGAUGACAACUGUGUUUUGAUCAUGAAAAGAUUUCAAAUCUGAGAAGGAAAUCUUAUAAAGAGGCAGAAGUUCAUUGUCAUAAUGCAAUUCUUUCCCCCCUUCUUGAGUGGGUUUCUUGUAGUGCUUAGAAGUGUCAUUGUACAUAGAAUUUUGAAAGAAGAAAAUUAUUAUUUGCGGUUAUAAACGCAAGGUAAAUUGUGUUUGUUCCUUUACUAA
Molecule: messenger RNA, 2658 nt
Organism: Camellia sinensis
Lineage: Eukaryota; Viridiplantae; Streptophyta; Magnoliopsida; Ericales; Theaceae
Product: putative glycosyltransferase At5g03795
Molecular function (GO): glycosyltransferase activity
Source: RefSeq, a predicted model, not a curated record